This is a messenger RNA of Haplochromis burtoni (Burton's mouthbrooder), 1610 nucleotides long. RefSeq names its product zona pellucida sperm-binding protein 3. Gene Ontology annotation, cellular component: extracellular matrix. Gene Ontology annotation, molecular function: acrosin binding. The record is from RefSeq and is a predicted model, not a curated record. The coding region runs from base 39 to 1352 and encodes 437 amino acids. Lineage: Eukaryota; Metazoa; Chordata; Actinopteri; Cichliformes; Cichlidae. The transcript has 8 exons. Gene Ontology annotation, biological process: egg coat formation; binding of sperm to zona pellucida; positive regulation of acrosome reaction.
AGCUCCCUUACAGCACCCAGUGAACUACCGUGGGCACCAUGCUACUGAAGUGUGCCACUGUUUGCCUUGUGGCACUGGCCUUGCUUGGACUCUGUGAUGCUCAGGGUGGUUUUGUGCCUGGGGUGUGGGCUCCAGACCACCACCAACAAAAACAAACAUUUGAAAAACCACUCACAUGGAAAUACCCUGAAGAUCCUAAGCCCAAGCCUAAGCCUGAUGUGCCGUUCCAGCUGAGAUAUCCUGUUUCUGCUGCAUCUGUUGCUGUUGAAUGCAGGGAGGACAUUGUUCGUGUGGAAGUCAAAAAGGAUUUCUUUGGAGUUGGCCAGGUGAUAAAUUCGGCUGACCUUACCCUGGGUUCAUGCGCUGUUGUCGGAGAGGAUACGCCAGCUCAAGUGCUGAUUUAUCAAGCUCAGCUGCAGAAUUGUGGGAGCACAUUAAAAAUGACUGGAGAUUCCUUCAUCUACACCUUCACACUGAACUACAACCCCCAGCCUGUGGGUGAUUCUCCUGUGAUUAGGACCGACAAAGCAGCUGUAGUUGUUGAAUGUCACUACCAAAGAAAGCACAAUGUAAGCAGUCUCGCUCUUGAACCCCUCUGGGUCCCAUUAUCUGUGGCUAAGAUGGCACAAGAGUUUCUGUACUUCACCCUGACACUCAUGACUGGUGACUGGAAAAAUGAGAGGCCAAGCAACCAGUAUUUCCUGGGUGACGAGAUUAAUUUUGAGGUCUCUGUCAUGCAGUACCACCAUGUGCAGCUCCGUGUUUAUGUGGACAAAUGUGUAGCUACCCUUUCAGCUGAUGCAUCUUCUAGCCCCAGAUAUGCAUUCAUAGAGCAAGGGUGUAUGAUUGAUGGUAGGCUCACUGGAUCUGUUUCGAGGUUCCUGGAUCGCACUGCAGAGAACAAGCUUCAGUUCCAGCUUGAAUCCUUCAAGUUCCAGAAUGCUAACAGUGGAAAACUGUACAUUACCUGCAACUUGAGAGCAACAUCUGUUGCCCAAGUCAUUGACAGUAACCACAGAGCUUGUUCCUACAUCCGUGGGUGGAAAGAAGCUGCUGGAUAUGAUGGUGCUUGUGGCUCCUGUGAGUCUUUAACAGGUGGGCAAACUAGUAUUGGAAUUAUUAGUGGCACUACUGGAGGUGGACUUGGUAAUACAGGCACGGGAAAUACAGGAACAGGGACUACAGGCACUGGAACUGGAAAUAUUGGUGGCGGAACCCCGGGUUCUACAAGCCCAAUUAAACAGGUCCCUUGGUUUAGGGGGACACGGGAUGUGUCUCAGCAGGAAGUUUUGGAAUGGGAAGGAGAAGUCACCUUGGGUCCCAUCUCCAUUGAAGAGAAGAAGAUAGCUUAAAACAAUUUCCUGCUAUAAACACGGCCAUUAAAAUGAACUUCAUCUGUGGUUCAUGCCUGAACAUAUGUUAAUUUCAUUCUUCUUAUUCAUAGCUCACAACAAUGUAAUAAGACAUUGAGGAAUGAAAAGGUCCUUCACUGAAACGUAACUCCUUUUACAUGCCCCCUCUCUGUAAUUACAAAUGUUUUAUAUAGAGCUUGUGUAUCCAUGAAUUGGAACUAUUCACAUGUAAUGGAAAUAAAAAUGCAACUGUUUGAA